ACGGAGCUCGGCCCCCUUUUACCCAGCGCGCCUGAAUCCUUCCGCGCCACGCUUCCUCGCUCCCUCCCUCCGGCAGCUCGCCCGGCACCGCCCGAGCACUGACCCGGCACAGCCCGCAUGGAGCUCAUCAAUAUCCUCGAGAAGACCGUGUCUCCGGACCGCAAUGAGUUGGAGGCGGCGCAGAAGUUUCUGGAGCAGGCGGCCAUCGAGAACCUGCCAACUUUCUUGGUGGAACUUUCCAAGGUCCUAGCAAAUCCUGCAAACAGUCAGGUAGCCAGAGUUGCAUCUGGCCUGCAGAUUAAGAACUCUCUGACUUCAAAAGAUCCAGAUGUGAAGGCACAGUAUCAGCAACGCUGGCUAGCAAUUGAUGCAAAUGCCCGUCGAGAAAUCAAAACAUUUGUUUUGCGGACAUUGGGCACAGAGAGCUACAGGCCCAGCUCAGCAUCACAAUGUGUUGCAGGUAUUGCAUGUGCAGAAAUACCUGUAAACCAAUGGCCACAACUAAUCCCACAACUGGUUGCCAAUGUGACCGACCCGAACAGUACGGAACAUAUGAAAGAGUCAACACUGGAAGCUAUCGGAUACAUCUGCCAGGAUAUUGACCCUGAGCAACUUCAGCACAAAUCCAAUGAAAUCCUGACUGCAAUUAUCCAAGGAAUGAGGAAAGAAGAGCCCAGCAACAAUGUUAGACUGGCAGCUACCAAUGCCCUGCUAAACUCAUUGGAGUUUACCAAAGCCAACUUUGACAAGGAGACUGAAAGACACUAUAUUAUGCAGGUGGUCUGUGAAGCCACACAAUGUCCGGAUACUAGGGUACGCGUGGCUGCAUUGCAGAAUCUUGUAAAGAUCAUGUCUCUGUACUAUCAGUACAUGGAGACUUAUAUGGGGCCUGCGCUGUUUGCUAUCACUGUAGAGGCGAUGAAGAAUGAAAUAGAUGAAGUUGCACUUCAGGGUAUUGAGUUUUGGUCCAACGUUUGUGAUGAGGAGAUGGACCUUGCAAUUGAAGCAUCAGAAGCAGCUGAACAAGGAAGACCUCCAGAGCACACAAGCAAGUUCUACGCUAAAGGUGCCCUGCAGUACCUGGUCCCCAUCCUGACACAAACCCUCACAAAGCAGGACGAGAACGAUGACGAUGAUGAUUGGAACCCAUGCAAAGCUGCUGGAGUGUGCCUCAUGUUGCUUGCUACCUGUUGUGAGGAUGACAUUGUACCCCAUGUCUUACCUUUUAUUAAAGAACAUAUUAAGAAUCCUGAUUGGCGUUACAGAGAUGCUGCAGUUAUGGCUUUUGGUUGCAUCCUUGAAGGGCCAGAAGCCAACCAGCUCAAACCUCUUGUCAUACAGGCCAUGCCAACAUUGAUUGACCUAAUGAAGGAUCCCAGCGUGGUGGUUAGGGACACAACUGCAUGGACUGUGGGCCGGAUAUGUGAGCUCUUGCCAGAGGCAGCCAUCAAUGAUAUGUACCUGGCCCCUCUUCUGCAGUGCCUCAUAGAGGGACUUGGGGCAGAACCCAGAGUGGCAACCAAUGUCUGCUGGGCCUUUUCCAGUCUGGCUGAAGCUGCCUAUGAAGCUGCUGAUGUGACCGAUGACCAACAAGAACCUGCAUCUUACUGCCUAUCCAGCUCAUUUGAAGUGAUUGUGCAGAAAUUGCUGGAGACCACAGACAGACCCGAUGGGCACCAGAACAACUUACGAAGUGCUGCAUAUGAGGCAUUAAUGGAAAUAGUAAAGAACAGUGCCAAGGACUGCUACCCUGCUGUGCAGAAAACCACAUUGGUGAUCAUGGAACGGCUGCAACAAGUACUUCAGAUGGAGUCCCACAUACAAAGCACGUCAGACAGGAUACAGUUUAACGAUCUCCAGUCGCUUCUUUGUGCUACACUACAGAAUGUGCUGCGGAAAGUGCAACCACAGGAUGCCCUGCAGAUAUCGGAUGUAGUGAUGGCCUCAUUGCUUCGCAUGUUUCAAAGUACUGCUGGCUCUGGAGGGGUACAGGAGGAUGCCCUCAUGGCUGUUAGCACUUUGGUUGAAGUGCUGGGAGCAGAAUUUCUUAAAUACAUGGAGGCAUUUAAACCUUUCCUUGGCAUUGGGCUGAAGAAUUAUGCAGAAUAUCAGGUGUGCUUGGCUACUGUAGGCCUUGUAGGAGACUUGUGUCGUGCUCUGCAAACAAACAUUCUGCCGUUUUGUGAUGAAAUCAUGCAGCUUCUCCUGGAGAAUCUAGGGAAUGAGAAUGUUCACCGUUCUGUGAAGCCACAGAUUCUUUCUGUGUUUGGUGAUAUUGCUUUAGCCAUUGGAGGUGAAUUUAAAAAAUAUCUAGAGGUUGUUCUAAACACAUUGCAGCAAGCAUCCCAGGCUCAAGUAGACAAGACUGACUAUGAUAUGGUAGACUACUUGAAUGACCUACGAGAGGGCUGCCUAGAAGCAUACACUGGGAUAAUCCAGGGGCUCAAAGGAGACAAAGAAAAUGUGCACCCUGAUGUGAUGUUGGUACAGCCACGUGUGGAAUUCAUCCUGUCGUUUAUAGACCAUAUUGCUGGUGAUGAAGAUCACACGGAUAGUGUUGUGGCCUGUGGUGCUGGGCUCAUUGGAGAUUUAUGCACAGCAUUUGGGAAGGAUGUCCUUAAAUUGGUAGAGACUCGACCAAUGAUUCAUGAACUUUUAACAGAGGGGAGGAGAUCCAAAAUGAACAUGACAAAAACACUUGCUACUUGGGCCACCAAGGAAUUGAGGAAGCUAAAAAACCAAGCCUGACCUCACUAGGUGGGUGAUAUCCGAUAUCUCACUGGAAAUCUCCAACCUUUUUGAAAACACACAAUAUAUCCCGGAAGUGAGAAGUAUGAGCGGGUACUGAAUGUUUGGGAAUGAGAGGAUGAGUGAGUGAGGCUUCAAACAUACCGCAUGGAUAAUGCAACCACAGCAGUGCUGUGAGAAGAGCAGACUUCCUGGGAGAGAGGGAGAAGAACCCCACUAUGGUCUGCCAACCCCCCAAGAGGAGCAAGCGCAGUUGGCCUCCAUUAAGUAGGCAUCUGCUUUCACUGCCUUGUGGCCAGGGCAGAGCAAGAGUGACUGGUGUAACUAAUUUUUUUCUCAUUAGAACACAACAUAUGGCCCCAAUUUUCUUUUUUUUCUUUUUUUCUUUUUUUGUCCUCCACCCUGCUGAAGAACGCAGCCCAACCUGUCACUUGCUGCGCACCCUAUCUCUGAGAGCAAGGGGACUGAGUGGAAGGAUUCUCAGAAUGAGUGUGUGUGAGUGAGGAGGUACAGCAAAGUCGCAAUGUCUUCAGUCUGAACUUCAUUUGCAGUUUAUUCUGAUUCUGAGGAGAAGGCAUUCAGUGUUCUGAUUGCUUCUGGAUUCCCCUAGAUGAACAAUACAGCAUUGAUUCCAGAAGCACAACACAAGGAUUCUAUAUUCCAAAAGUUCUGUUUCUCUAGUUGAAUUUUAUUUUUACGUUUUUACUACCAGGGGUGCCAGCAGUAAUGCAGGGACUUGCAGACACGCCUGGCAGCAAAACAGUUGAGGGAAACACUGGCUUGGAUGUUCUGUAGUCCUAUAGUAAGCGAGCUGCUUGUGGCAUUAACUUACUUUUUCUUGAUCUGUGAAAGGGGUGGGAGCAGAGGAAUUGUAUAAAAUCAGUUGUGGGAACAGGAAAAGGUUAGUUCAGCAUACCGUGCCCUAUUUUUCUAGGGAAAACAAAAAAUAGAAUUUAAGAAUUUUUUUUUUUUUUUUUUUUUUUUACGUGUAAGAUUCAUCUUUCAGAAACUAACAGCUUUGUCCCUCAAAUGUGCCAAAGAAACAAAUCCAUUAAGACAUCUGCAAUGUGAAUAACUGUAUCACUGUGGUGGGAUAAUUGGUGGCACACUGCUAUGCACAGUUGUGCUCAGCAGUCUGUUGCUGGCCCCCUUUUGCAGCAAAGUUUUGAAACCAACCAGAUGAAACGAUGAAGCAAAAAAGUGAUGCUAUGCCAUAGAGAGCUACGCUACCUUUUAUUUCACUGACUAAUGUGAUCUUCAAUCUCCUGCACUUAAAUACAGAAAACUGAAAAAAAAAUAGUUUAAAGGAAAAUAAAUAAAAAAAAAUCUAUAAGUAUAUUCUAGAUACGGACUGGACGUACGUUGGACCAUGGCACUUGUACAAGGUUCUAUUUUUUCACUGCAGUUAAAGAUUAAUAAAAUGGUGUCAAACAUCCCCUGCCCUUCUUUUUGUGUUCUUGGUGUGAUCACAUAAAGGGAUUUUGGCGACUCCCUUCCCAUCCACACCUUUCCUUGUCCUGCCUCAAGUACAUGGCUUGUGGCAUCCUUACUAGGAUGAUUGAGUGUUUGGCUCUUUUUUUUUUUUUUUUUGUUUUGUUUUCCUCUUCAACUUGCACACACCGCUUUACUAUGCUAAAGGAAAAGACUCACCAACACAUGUUUUUCUUCCUUUUGGUUUAUUGUUUCCAUCAUUUUGGGAGAUGAGGAAAUAAACCUGUGUAUUUGAAACCCUGAGACUUGCGCUCUUUCUCCCAACAGUCUGCAUAUUUGCUCCAUGAGAUACUCAAUAGGUAUUUAGAAAUCCGUGUAUAACUGCUGCAGACUGUUAGUAUGUCUAAGCAAUCAGCCUGUAUAACAUAGCAUUAGUUGAAUAAUCCGCCAUAUACAGGCAGCAGGAUCACUUACCAUUCUGUGCCUUGUGGCUUCUGUUCAGUGUAACAUUCAAGGACUUUAACAGACUCUUACUAGAUAAUCAUUACAGCAGUCACUAAAAUAUAGAGGUUACUGCAUUCAUGAUUGACCUGACAACUCACUUUAGAAAAUAACUGAGCUGACCUAGGCUCAACUCUCUGGCACUGCUGGGGUAAACAGUUUUACACUUCUGUCACAUUAAGGGGAUAACUGGGAAGUAUACAGCUAAAUAUUUCUCUAUGCUUCCUGUGUCUAGGCUUUUGCCAUUUGUACACUGCAAGGAGAAUAAACAGUGACAUAGUGCUGUAAAUGAAA
Pelobates fuscus (common spadefoot toad) is the source of this 4974-nucleotide messenger RNA. RefSeq names its product karyopherin subunit beta 1 (gene KPNB1). Lineage: Eukaryota; Metazoa; Chordata; Amphibia; Anura; Pelobatidae. The record is from RefSeq and is a predicted model, not a curated record. Gene Ontology annotation, cellular component: nucleus; cytoplasm. Gene Ontology annotation, biological process: protein import into nucleus. The transcript has 22 exons. Gene Ontology annotation, molecular function: small GTPase binding; nuclear import signal receptor activity. The coding region runs from base 118 to 2748 and encodes 876 amino acids.